CUUAAUUCAAUAAGUCGACCAAAGCAACGAAAUACAAAUGAAAUGGAGUGGUUAAUUUCAAUGUCAUGUGAGAUAGAGUAAGUGCUUAAAGUUCAACUGCUGUUGUUAGUGACGGCUUUGGUUUACUUUAUUGCGCUGUUGGAGAAGGAAGAGGGACAUUUUUAUUUGGUUGAGAGAUAACAAAAGGCAAAGCGAUCGUAGCCGCCGCCGUCGGAGCUGGAGAACUUGCUCUGUUCGGUCACACUUUAAUCCAAACAUGUUGCUGCAGCUGAUUCCUCUUCCUUUCAUAUUAUUGCUAUUACUGUCGGAGUUUUUCUCGUGUAAUGUGAUUGAUGGACAAGUACGGAUAAAUUUAAACGGAAAAUGGACAAUACAAGCGGAGGGCAGCAAUGUCUCAUAUCCAGCAACAGUUCCUGGUGGAGUUUAUAUGGCCCUUUACAAUAACCACGUUAUUGAUGACCCCUAUGCAGGGUUUAACGAUGUUGCCUAUCGAAACAUUGGAAAGAAAAAUUGGAACUUCACUAAAAAAUUUACCGUAACUGAGUCUGUCGUUGCCUCCAAGAAUAUUGCUCUGGUGUGUCUGGGAAUCGAUACUGUGGCCCAAAUCUAUAUAAAUGGAUUCCAUGUCAGGAAUACUUCCAAUAUGUUUGUUCGUUAUGUGACGGAUGUGAAAAAAUACGUUGUGGUCGGUACCAAUACCAUUACUGUCGCCUUCACAUCUCCUGUGACUGCUGCUAACAAAGCGAAUGAGAAGCUUCCUUACACUGUCCCACCAAAUUGUCCAAAUCCUAAACAAAAUGGAGAGUGUCACAUUAACCUCCUCCGAAAGAUGCAAGCAUCCUUCAGCUGGGACUGGGGUCCAGCUUUUCCGACUCUGUCCAUUUGGCGUGACAUAUAUCUGGAAUAUUUCAACACUACUGUUAUACGGGAUAUUACAACCAAGACAUAUAAAGGAAAUGAUGACUGGUACCUGGAAGUGGUAGUCUUCUUUGACAACAGAGCCAGAGUCCCUGUGAAAGGCAAACUGUCCAUUCACAUGUCGGAGCUGAAAGUCAUGCUUACCUCUAAUAUAGACUUGACAAAGGAUUCUGAUGAACUGAAAACCAUCAUUAAAAUACCAAAGGAUGCUGUGGUUGAGCCGUGGUGGCCCCAUGGCUAUGGCAAAGCUCGCUUGUACACUCUCAAUGUGAUUUUCACAUCCGACAAGGAUGAAGAGCCAUCUGCAAAACAAAUAAAGAUUGGAUUCCGUACAGUGGAACUGAUACAAACUCCAGUGACAAAGCGAGCGUCUGAUGGCCUGACAUUCUACUUCAAGAUCAAUGGAAUCCCUGUAUUCUUCAAAGGAUCCAAUUGGAUACCAGCUGAUAGUUUCCAAGAACGUGUAACGCCCGCACGUAUCCGGAAUCUUUUUCAGUCUCUAGUUGAUGCCAAUCAGAACUCUAUGCGUGUAUGGGGAGGAGGGGUCUACGAAAGUGAUGAAUUCUACCAGAUUGCUGAUGAAUUUGGUGUGAUGAUAUGGCAGGACUUUAUGUUUGCUGUAGCUCUCUACCCAGACACUCCACAAUUUCUGUCAUCUGUCAAAGAUGAAGUUGUUUAUCAGGUUCGUCGUUUGAUGCAUCACCCAUCUAUUGUUAUUUGGGCUGGAAACAAUGAAAAUGAAAUUGCUCUGGUAAACGGAUGGUUCCCUCUCAGCUUAGAACAUUACAAGAAAUAUCGGGAAGCCUACAUCAAGCUAUAUGUAGACACAAUUGGUACUAACGUCAUGAAGGAAGAUAACAGCCGUCCAUUUGUGACAUCAAGCCCUUCAAAUGGGGUCAAAACGAAAUCAGACGGAGGGAUUUCGCCCAAUCCUGCUGCUCAAAAUUAUGGCGACAUUCACUUCUAUGAUUAUAUAAGUAAUCUCUGGCUGGAUUCCAGUAUCCCAAUACCACGCUUUGCAUCAGAAUAUGGUAUCCAGUCAUGGUGUUCUUACUCUUCAUUGGUGCCUUUGUUAAACCAAUCAGCUCUGAAGUAUUGGAGUAACUUUACCAUUCACAGACAACAUCAUUUAGCAGGGCAAUUGGAAAUGGAAGCAGAAAUUUUGCAACACUUUGACCUUCCACCUUCUUCAAAGAAAUUCAAGCAUAAAACCUUUCAGGAUAUUAUAUACCUUACACAGAUAAACCAAGCGAUGUCAAUCCGAUUUGAAACAGAAAGCUAUCGUAGACAUCAAAGUGAAGUGGUCAAUGGACUUGGAAUAACUAUGGGUGCCCUCUAUUGGCAAUUAAAUGAUAUUUGGCAAGCUCCAACUUGGUCUUCUAUUGAAUAUGAUGGAACAUGGAAGAUGCUUCAUUAUUAUUCUAAAAAGUUCUUUUCCCCUGUUUUGAUUUCACCAUAUUUUGUUAAUGAAAAGAUGCUUUAUAUAAAUAUGGUUGUGGAUGGUAUUCCAAUCAAAGAACACAGGCGGUCAGAUGGUAGCCUAGAAAUGGUUCCACUCAACAUCUCCAAAAGUAAGAACUCAGUACUGACUGGCACUUUACAGGUGAAGUUAUAUAAUUGGAAGAACCGAACCCCAGUGAAAAGCUGGACCCAAAAAUAUAGUUUAGACAAAACUUCAGAUGUUGUUCUCAAAAUUCCUGCAUCAGAAAUUGUGGACCACAAGAAAUGUUCUCUUACAUCAUGUUUCUUGUUUUUCUUCUUGGAUUCUGAGGAUUCUGUGUCAACAUCUUGGUUGCCGCUUGGUCGUCUUGUACCUUCAGGAGGAAUCCCAUUUGCAAAAAUAAAGAUCACCAAAGUGGUUGCUGUAAGUGGCCGAAACAACACCUUUGAUAUUACACUUCAGAGUUCAGACAUUGCUCCAUUUGUUUGGUUAGAAGCUACUGGAAUAUUGGGGCGUUUCUCAGACAAUGGAUUCCUGAUGAUAAAUGCAAGCAAAUCUGUUGAAUUCUAUGCUUGGCAAAAUGUUCCUGUGGAUCAGCUGAAGACAUCAUUAACAGUGAAAUCUUUGAUGGAUGUUUAUAAUAUAAGGUAACUAGAAUAUAUAUAUAUAAAUGGUGAUAAAUUUUUUAAUCUA
Messenger RNA from Octopus sinensis (East Asian common octopus), 3052 nucleotides. RefSeq names its product beta-mannosidase. The transcript is spliced from 17 exons. NCBI's taxonomy places the organism in Eukaryota, Metazoa, Mollusca, Cephalopoda, Octopoda, Octopodidae. The record is from RefSeq and is a predicted model, not a curated record. Bases 257 to 3010 code for a protein of 917 amino acids. Gene Ontology annotation, biological process: glycoprotein catabolic process. Gene Ontology annotation, molecular function: beta-mannosidase activity.